UUCUUUAUCCUUUUCCCUCUUCUUACUCUACACAACCACACAAAAAUGUCCCAACACCUUGUUUUGAACCGCACUGGCGACAAGAUGCCCCUUGUCGGUUUCGGCUGCUGGAAGGUUGAUCCCCAAGAUGCUGAAGACACCAUCUACAACGCCAUCAAGGCCGGUGUCAGAUUGAUUGACGGUGCUGGUGACUAUGGUAACGAAAUCGAGGUUGGUCGUGGUAUCAACAAGGCCAUCAACGAAGGUGUCGUCAAGCGUGAGGAGCUCUUUGUUGUCACCAAGAUCUGGAACACUUUCCACGCCAAGGAGAACGUCCGCCCCACUUUUGAGAAGCAGCUCAAGGAUCUCGGUUUGGACUACGUUGAUUUGUACCUUAUCCACUUCCCUGUUCCUCUUAAGCACGUCGCUAUUGAGGCCGCAUACCCUCCUGGCUGGUACCAGCCUGGCAAGUCUGAUGAUAUCGAGUUUGAGCGCUCGCCUAUCCAGGACUUGUGGCGCGAGAUGGAAAAGAUCGCCGAAUCCGGUGCUGCCAAGAACAUUGGUAUCUCCAACUUCAACGUCCAGCUCAUCUUGGACUUGUUGACCUAUGCCAACAUUAAGCCCGCCGUCUUGCAGGUCGAGCUCCACCCUUACCUCCAGCAGACCCGCCUUGUCGAAUGGGUUCAGAAGCAGGGUAUCCAAGUCACUGCCUACUCCUCGUUCGGCCCUGCCUCGUUCAUCCAGCUUACUGACGAUGGCAAGACCGCUGAGCCCUUGCUUGGCCACCCCGUCAUCAAGGAGAUCGCCGAAAAGCACGGCAAGUCCACUGCCCAGGUCUUGUUGCGCUGGUCCCUUGAGCGCAACGUCGCUGUCAUUCCCAAGUCCAUGAACGUCGAGCGCACCAAGUCCAACUUGGACAUCUUCUCCUUCUCCUUGUCCAAGGAUGAGGUCGCUGCCAUUGGCAAGCUCGAACUCGGCCUCCGCUUCAACGAUCCCUUCUCCUAUGGCUUUGGUCUCCCUCUCUUCUGCUAAAUAUUUUCCUCCCUCAUAUAUAUUCCCUCUCCGCAACUCCCGUCAACACACAACACAAAACCCUCAUGGGUGGGAUGAUGGCAUAAGAUGUGUACCAUAUUUGUAAAGAAAAAGGCUGGCACCUUGUUUGUAAACUUUUUGCCAAAAAUAUAAUAAUUAUCGCUUUUCAUCCUCUGUCAACCUUGUUCUUUCGCUGUCAUUCUGUUGUAUUAUCGCUCAGCAGCCUUUAAGAUUACAAAAUUCCGCCAAAUGACGAACCGGUAGUACAGCAAUGUUUGUAUGUAUAUCAG
Zychaea mexicana is the source of this 1301-nucleotide messenger RNA. Its product is annotated as 4-dihydromethyltrisporate dehydrogenase. The transcript has 5 exons. NCBI's taxonomy places the organism in Eukaryota, Fungi, Mucoromycota, Mucoromycetes, Mucorales, Lichtheimiaceae. Gene Ontology annotation, cellular component: cytosol. Bases 46 to 1011 code for a protein of 321 amino acids. The record is from RefSeq and is a predicted model, not a curated record. Gene Ontology annotation, molecular function: aldose reductase (NADPH) activity.